AUGUCCACAAACCCGGUUAUUACCCUCGAGGCAAACAGCCUCUACAUCGCGACUUCCCAAAUAUUUGGCGAGCUCGGGAAAUUUCAUUGGAUUCUCUAUCUAACGGAUGCGGCUGGGGUUGCCACCGAACUCCAAUGGAUGACCCUUGAGGCAAACCAUCCCAGUGGAAAGUGGGAGGGGGUCGUCAUCGAGACCGUCAACGAGACGACGACAUAUCUGAAGAACUAUGCAGUCGUCUUCGCGUACAUGAAAGUCAAAGGUUUCACCUCUCCCGGUCUGGAGGCAUUCAAGAAGGUUGCUCUCGAAGCUUUUCCGGAGGACAAACGACUUGGUUACGCCACUCUGCAAGAAAACCGUGCGGCGGGAUUGACUUGCAGGACGUGGGUGCUUUACGUGAUUUCUCACAUUCAAGAUGCGGGAUGGCUUCAGCGAAAAGAGACGCCUCAAUGGUUCGAAGAGACGGUGAAGAGCAUCAGCGUCGGCCUUGAGCAGGAAGUCGAGCGUGGCGAGCUGAACGCGUCCCACGUCUUGGCCAUCUGAUAGACUUCAACCACGCUUGACCUCAGGUAGUUGUGUCGUUGCUUCACUAUCCCGCACUCGCGAAACGCCAUUCCAUCAGUGAUCUUUUCUGCGCCUGUCACAUGAUUCUGAACUACAAUAGAUCACUUUAUGCCACAUCCAAUCGUCGAUCAUUCAUCGCCACCUCUGCUCCUUUCAUGAAUCUGACAUCUUCUUCUCUUCUCCCGAUUUUGGAUGAUAAUGUAUUGCCGAAACGAC
This is a messenger RNA of Stereum hirsutum FP-91666 SS1, 777 nucleotides long. RefSeq lists its product as uncharacterized. Bases 1 to 540 code for a protein of 179 amino acids. The record is from RefSeq and is a predicted model, not a curated record. Lineage: Eukaryota; Fungi; Basidiomycota; Agaricomycetes; Russulales; Stereaceae. The transcript is spliced from 2 exons.